AUGCAUUUUAUGUUUUAUUUUUCCCUUUUUCUUAUCUGUGUUUCCCAAUACAGUUUACAAAAAGUAAAUGUAAAAGAAUUAACUGGGAAAUUUGAAAAACUUUCGCAAGGAGGUGAGCAAUUAACUGAUGAAAAUAGAAGGCCAACAAAUGGAAGACAAAGAGAUUUUGAAUCGCAAAGACUUUUCGGUCAUAGUUCUAUGGAUAGCCAAAAAUUAGGUUCAAAAUAUAACGAUAUUAAAGAAACACUUACGAAUUAUAUGAAAAAUGGGAAAUAA
Strongyloides ratti is the source of this 276-nucleotide messenger RNA. RefSeq lists its product as hypothetical. The coding region runs from base 1 to 276 and encodes 91 amino acids. The transcript has 4 exons. The record is from RefSeq and is a predicted model, not a curated record. Lineage: Eukaryota; Metazoa; Nematoda; Chromadorea; Rhabditida; Strongyloididae.